Molecule: messenger RNA, 576 nt
Organism: Closterium sp. NIES-65
Lineage: Eukaryota; Viridiplantae; Streptophyta; Zygnematophyceae; Desmidiales; Closteriaceae
Source: the annotation of a GenBank genome assembly
AUGAAUCAGACGUCCUCAGAUCCUAGCAAGAGCCCUGCCGCUGACGCGGCUGUCACCAUCGCUUCGCCCGGCCAGGCCAGCCCCUCUGGCGCAUGCGACAAGGAGCACGCGCCAGCGGCACCCUCGGCACCCUCGGCCCCUGCUGACGCCAGCCCCCUUGCCUUGACCACUGCGCAGCUCCAGCAGGGUGACGCGGAAGGAGCGCUCGCCAACGUCACUCAAAUCGAAACGCUCAUUAACAAGCGCUUCGAGGUGCUCUUGGUGGCGGACGAGGCGGGUUUUGAAGCGGCCGACCGCUUCCAGCUCUAUCAAUCGAAGAGCGUGCUCACCUCCCGCUCCUACAAGCUAGCCGUGGCAGACGUGGCAGCAUCGAAGCGCGCCCGCAUGAGCUAUACUCGCACCGUGCGGGGUAACGGCCUCGACAACGGGGAAAUCGGCAACAAGGGUGCCGGACAAGGCUCAUGCCAAAACAGGGCCUUCAAGGGCACCUGCUUUCGCUGUGGCCAGCUCGGGCACAUGGCAAACGCCUGCCCCAUGGGGGGGCGCGGCGGACAAGGCCCCACACCCGUGGUGUGA